Molecule: messenger RNA, 405 nt
Organism: Caenorhabditis bovis
Lineage: Eukaryota; Metazoa; Nematoda; Chromadorea; Rhabditida; Rhabditidae
Source: the annotation of a GenBank genome assembly
AUGUACAAAACAACAAAACUCGGGAAUUAUUCUGAAAAAUUGCAAAAAGCUGAAUUGAGCACGAGCGAAGCGCGAGAUUCGAUCAAAUUGAAUCGACAGCGACAUAAGAAAUCACCGAAAUCGGAAAGGUCUGAAUCGCAACACACCGAAGUUAUUCAUGUGCCGAUCGGAAAAGCUGCGUUGGGUCAUCGCGGGCAAUUGGGAAAAGUUUUCAACCAGCAAUUAACGCACCUCGGCAGAGCCUCAUUGGUCACGUUAUCGCCCCAGCGCAAAGCUGUCGAACCACCUCGACAAACACCAUCUGGCACAGAUUUUCAGCAAGCCCUUAUCAAAGGCAAACUCUACAAGACUGGAUUUUAUCCGCCGCUGCAAUACCGGGAUCCAACGGGCUUCAAGAUAUUCUAA